Messenger RNA from Porites lobata, 30680 nucleotides. The record is from the annotation of a GenBank genome assembly. NCBI's taxonomy places the organism in Eukaryota, Metazoa, Cnidaria, Anthozoa, Scleractinia, Poritidae.
GACUGCACAGAGUUGCUUGACUCAUGGUUAACACUGGUCAACAGACUGGUAAAUUCAGAGACACUGUUAGACUCUCCCUAUGGUCUUCCUGCAACUUCCACCCAGCCAGGAUUUGUUCCAUUUAAACCUGUUGAUUUUCUUGUCACUACGCAAAAGGUAUGUGGAAGGUUUUGGUAGCAGGGUUGAUUAACAUUCUCAUUUCUUUCUCAUUGUGGAGAAAAAGAAAAACACCUGAUCACCGGUUAAGUGAGGGUGAACAUUUGCGUUUUUUUUUUCCAGAAAGCAUUCUCUGCAGUCCAACAGCUCUGGGGCCAGAGACUCCCUAAAGAGUACGGUCCUCAUAUAGCGGAGUCCAUGUUGUCCAUUUUGUACCACAUUAUAAAGGGUGAGGCUGUUAUCAAAGAGAAGCUUGGAUCUGCCCCUGAAAGCUCUGGAUCUACAAGUAGCACUUCUGUCACUGCAAGGCCUCCUGAGGCAGCACCCCAACCUGAGAUUAACAUGCAGCAUUUACAGCAGGUACGUAAAGUGCAGUCAAACCCUGUUAACCCUUUAAGUCCCAAUGGUGUCCAACAUCAAUAUUCUCCUAACACUAUCCAUACAUUGUUAAGAGAUUAGGUUAUGAGAGUUAAUAAAAUGAUCACCAAAGAGAAAAUACCUUGAUCUUUUACAAAAUUUUCUUAACUCAUUCUUUAAGGAAAUGUAUGAAGACCAGUUUGGAGAAUUUGUAUGUGGAUAUUGGACUUAAAGGUUAAAUAUGAAACUUGAGGGCAGGGCAUGAAAAGGUAGUUGAAGUCAUUACUUGUGUACCCUGGUUAGUGCCCAAAAAUUCUCCUGUAAAUCUAAGAUGGGAGACCAAACUAUAGUAUAAGCAAUUUGUUUGGUGUUUUGCAGGCUUUGUAUUGCGAUCGUAAAAAGGCCAAACUUUUUAGAUGUUAUUUUCUGAUAAACUUGGGUUCUGCAAUUUUUGUAUUAAUGUCAUUUCUUGCUGUUUCAGUUUAUGGACAUGGGCUUUACACACGAACAUGCAAGAUUGGCUCUCCUGAAUACAGGAAGUCUGGAGGAGGCCACUGAUUACAUCCUAACUCACCCUCCACCACCCCCAUCCAGGGUAGGUACUGCACAGUCUACGGGUGCUUAACUUUAGUCACAACUGGGCGGCCAGACCAGUCCAGUGGUCAAGAGAAUUCCAGGUCAAUUUAGAUCACUGGGACAAUACCCACCUACCCCUCUCCUGAGCCAACCUUUUAUAGGGCAAAAUGUUGGCUCAGGGGAGGGUUAGGUGAGCAGCUCAAAAACCCAAAUUGAUCAACCUAAUGGGAAACUGUGGGAUCUCCAGUCAUCUCUGAGAAGUCCAGCUUAUCAGUGUGAAUCCUGCGGGACCAUGGCAGCCAGGUUACUCCUCGUGGGAUUCUUAAUAAUUAUUAUACACAACACUGAUAGGUUUCUUUGUAAGACUGCUUAUGUAAUGGAUCAUUCUUUUCCAAUGGGGGUUUUAACUCCUGCAAGUCCUAAAGAGAUCAUCAAUUUUCUCCUAACUAUACUGGCCACAUUAUCAUGGUAAAAGGCUGGGGAGAAUGUAAAAUGACAACAAAGGAGAAAUGCUGUGAUCUUUAUGGAAGUCUCCCUACAACGCACUUGUGGGUGUAUGGACACUAGUGUGGAGAAUUUGUAUUCGGAUAUUGGGGCUUAAAGGGAAAAUUUAUUAUGAAACUAUUUCAGGAGCUUGGUUUGGACUAUGACACGCUAGUAAUAGGCUGACUGUCUGGAUGAGGCCGCAGGCUAUGUCUCUCGGGCAGGAUAUGCCACCUGCUGCUGCCCCAGCUGUAGACUGCGACAAACCAGCAUAAUCUAUACCUAAAAAUCUAAGUCUCUGUAGUGAGGGCUUUUCUAUCAACCCUCCAGGAGGGAUGGAGGGGAAAACCCCAGCUCUCACCAAAAAUGAACAGUAAGGAGACUACUGUUUUUGACCAUCCAGCUCUAAUAAAUAGCUUCAUAGUAUGCAUGAAGUAUUUGGUUAUAAGCCGCUUCGUACGGAAUUGUGGCUUUCGCGAAGUGUAGUUUGUACUAGGAACGUUUUGUGUAGCCGUGGCUUUAUGUAUUAGAUCAAGAAAUGUAAUGCGUGAUCAACCUGUGCUAAGUAACCUGGGGCGAGGCCCCACUUUGUUUCACUGCAGGCUGAUUACAAUGCCGAGGAAAACCAAGUACAUGGAAAAGGCGAACAAUGAAAGCUAAAACUGGGCCUGAUCCCAUAUUACAUGUUUAGUCGCCGAUUUUUUUCCUGUGGUUUUGUGAGCGGAGGGAGAUUAAUAUUUCAAUACUUACUGUUAUUUUUCCCUUGUGUACCAUUAUAAAUUAUACGUGGCUUCAACGACUCAUAAGUAACCGCGGUCUUUGAGGCGGGAAUUUUCGUAGCACUUCCAUCUCAGUUUUAACUGAUUUUGCAUUUCAUUAUACAUUGUCGGUACUCCACAGCCCAUAGUCAUGAUUGGUGCUGUUCGUAAUAUCAAUGCAAUAACACUGUCAGAUGUUUGCAUCGCUUUGACUGAAGUCUCGCCAUACACCGUGACGCAUCCUGAAUUCAAUCCGCCAUCAUCAAUUUAUCGAGUAGUAUUUCCUGUUUUUGUAGAGCCCUUUGGGAAUCCUAGCAAUCUUUGACGACUAGUUCGAGGUGGCUGUUCUCCUGGCAGCUUUUGGCUUUUUGUCCUGCUCCCAGCCCUCCUUUGAGUGGACAGAGUAUUUCGCGACUUGAGAUUGGGGUCACUCAGAGCAGCCUCCCCAUUUGGGUGAGUGAGUUCCGGGAGAAGGCGCGAGCGAGCGAUGAAGGGCCCUGCCUGCGCAAGGCCCACUUGCUUACCCAACAUGAGAGUUUGGUUUCAGUAGGCUAGAAUGGACUUCGGUAGAACCGCCUAAAUCUGAAGUUGUACUGUCAACCCUGCUCUUACACCUGGAUCUGAAGGCUCAUUGCAUUGAAUGUAUAGAAUGUGCAUAUGCACAUUGGAAGUCUCAUCGGCUGAGCUGGCCGCAAGUCCAACCUGUAUCUUCCAUUUGCACAUCUUCCAUAACACUCCUUCUCCUUGUUUGCCUUCUCAAAUUUUGCAUAAGCAUUGUCUUCAAUUUCUCUUGGGACGACUGAUACGCAGGGGAAAUUAAAGACGAAAGUAUUGCAACAUUUAGGACAAUUAUUAUUAUGGGAGAGGUACAAACGGCUAAUUAACCGUUCGACUCCCAGGGAAUGAAUAAUUGAAUCUUGAAAGGUGCAACUAAUUUUUGAUCCUGCGGAUGAAAUCCAGCGGUUCUUUUUCCUGGGAAGGGAAGGGUUCAACGGUCAGGUUUCAGUAACAGUUCUGUGACUGAAGAGAGACUGAUGUGUAUAAUAUUCCUUUGAAAAACCUUACAAUGUUGGUUUUACUUUGUAGCCUGCUGCUGCCUCUGGUUCUGGCGCCUCGGAACCUGCAGCCACAGACUCGUCCAAAACAGAGAAAAAACAAGAAGAGAGCACUUCAAAAAACAAGGCAGAGGAAGACGGAAGGUGGUUGUGAGACGAGCAAUAUUCUGCUGGAGAAAACUGUACGUGGACUCAAUUCACGGUUGGUAUGUUGGGCGCGGUUGCUUGAAGUACCGGAUUGGCGUUCUGCCGGGGACUGUUGGCGCUUUCAGACGUGCUGUCUGGGCUGUGGCGCGUGCCGCGCAACGGAGAGGAAUGGAAGAAAAACACAAUGAUGCACAUUUUAGAUCAGGUGUGUCUUAAGUAACUGCAAAAGUGACGUAAUUCCAUUGUACCCUGUGCACCCAAAAGAUGAUAACCUGAAGUCGACGGUAUGGAUUUUGAAUUCCUAUGAUGAGUGACCAGGUCAGUUAACAAUCCCAACGUUUCGGUUUCUUACAUACAGCUGGGUUUAGUUUGGGAUGAAGGAGGAAAGUCGCACUAGAUAGUUAUCCUUUCUCGCUUGAAGUUGCGGAACUAAAAAUUGUGCCUUUUAUUGGCGUUUCGUUUUUUUUUUCUUUUCUGGCUGACUUUAGCACUCUUCUUUCCACAGGUCCAGUCGGACGUGAAAACUGUAUUGAAAACUUGCACCAUUAAAAAUGUUGACACCAAACAACUUGAAGAAAGCAUUUCCCAGAUGAGCAGCAUGCCAGAAGCCGCGCGAUUGUCCUCUCUUCUUCAUCUCACUUGUUUGCUUUUUGAGGUAAGUCGUUUUGGUCUUUUACUCCAAAUGGGCUAGAUGACUUGCCCACGGAGCAAGUAAGCUUGAAAAUCUACCUGUCCCGAACUACCCGACGGCACUUUUUUCAAGCCCCUAGCUUCAACUAAGAGUUUAGUGGAACAAUUCGAUUUCCCUCGAUAGUGAUCCACUUUUUCCAUUCCAAUGGGAUAGUAACUUUCUGUGGGCAGGCCUGUCGGUGCAAACUGUAAGCGCCUACUCAAAGUAACCUGGUGAAGGGAGUGUGUGGGAAGAGGCACCAAGCCUCGAAUACUACCCACCUACCCUCCCAGGCACCUGGUUUAUAGAGCCCUCGUCCUUUCUGAUCGAGGAGGAGAAAAGAGGGAGUUCCCGCCUGAAUCGCGCCGUUUUGCCGCAGCCCGAAACGUCUGACCUCGCUGCCCUUGUUCUCCUCGUCAAAUUUUCGGGUGUAAGCAUCUGUUUAUUGAUAAACUGGAUUGAUCAUAACGGGAGUGCAUGGGCCACAAGCCUGGGUUCGAAAACUAUAUCCCAGUGCAAUUGUAUGCAGCAAGCUCAACAAAGAUCUUACUAGAUUCAUGCACAGUCUUUCUUAAGUACGCUAAAAUCGAGCAACCGAAAGAAAGGCUUUGCUAACAGGGUUGGACAGGUGAUGCUUUGGACUCGAUACCAAUGGAGUCACUCCUUUUGUUUUACAACUUUCACAGGAGAAGAAAUUCCACUGUGGAGCCAUCAUUGAGAAGUUUGGUAUUGUAAAUCUUUUGUUUUUGAGUUUACUCGAGGUGCCAUGGCCGUCAUGCAGCAACCGUUAGUGGAUCUACAGCAUUCAUACCAGUGUAAGUGUUCUUAUGUGGCAUGUUACCGUGCAAAAAGCUGAAGACGUCUAUUAUUAGAUAGAGUCUAGACCCGGGAAUGAAAGGUGGGGAAAAUAAAGGUCUGGGAGACCUCGCGAUCUGUGGCCGGUGGCAAUCGCCGCAGUGCCUCAGGUAUGUCGCAGGAAAACUGAAAUUGGCACUUUAUCAGUAGGGUCAUCGAAUUUAGAUAAAGCUUUGUGGGAUUAGUUGAAUACCAGGUGACAAAAGAAUAAGAUAGAGGGAGCGAUAAACAGCGCGAAUGGCACGUACGGAGGACAACAUAUUUCAAAGUUCUAGAAACUGUUAAAUGGCCGUGGCCACUCCAAAAUAAGAAAAGUUUGGUGUUUAGCAGGAGUUAAACUGAAUACAAAAACUUAGAAAGCGGUCGGGAAAACUGAGGAAGUCAUGAAAUUUGAAUCGGCCAGAUGGAACUUCGAUUUGAGGUAUUCUGAGAACAUCUUCCUGAAUCUAUUGGUUUUAGUAUGAAACGCCGUAUUAAAAUCAUCCGAUGGGUAGUAACCAACAUGGUGACUGAACUCAACACUUUACAGUAAAACAUCUGUCGCUGAGUUUUGCGGCGAAAGAAUUCAUCUUCCGACAUGAAACCAAGUGAAACAUUGAAGAAGUCCUUUUUAUCUAAUUCAAUAACUAUUGAGAUAGAAAGAAGAUUGACCCAUCGUGUAUAAAGAAAUUUUCUGUGAUAUUACCGUUAUGCAGAUGGUUGUCCUCUCUGAUACUGUUGUUGGACACCCAUGAGAAAAUGGCGGUCACUACGAGGAGAAAAAUGCUUCAUGAUAAGGGUGGUAAAUAGGCUACCACUGAAUUUCAUACCAGAGUCGGCAGCCUUUGAUUCUUAUUCUGGUUGUCCCUCUCUACGUGACCUCCGGGGAUUGUCCCUGAAAUUACCAUGUUGCCAAUGUGAAGCGCGUACGCGCCAGUUCAUUGGCCUUAGCCUGUUUGUUUAUCACCCAGUGUACUACGCAUGCCGGGAAGUGGCUCUGAUGUGACCGGUAGCGGUCGAGCUAUACAAAUCCACAACGUCAACAAUAACACGACCAUCGAUGCGGGCGUGCUGUGAAAUGAGAGUCGUGAGCCAGGCAUACCUUCACAUAAAUCACUGAAGUUACCAAGUUUGGGGCUGUGUCGGCCAGAACAGACACAGGAGAAGUCAGCAAUUUAGCCGUCAGCAGCUCCGGGGAAAAUAGCUGAUAUUCUCAUGACGUCCCACUGCUUCUUCAUGAACCAAACUUAAGCACGGUGUAUUUCAUCCUAGGUAUUUUGAUAACGGACUUCUUAGAUCAAACAGCCUGUAUUUUGGUAUCUACGGAUGAGCAGUCAACAAAAAAAGGUUUGGAUCGAGGCUGAAAAACAUAGAGAGAUUGGGAGAGACGCUUGAUGGGGCGUGGUGGAGGCCUGCGAGCUUCUGGCGCGCGUAAGCACUUUACGCUACGCUUUCACUGAUUUUACUGAUUUUGAGAAAAAGCGAAUGGUUUUUGCAGUCUAACGACCUCUGGAGCUAGUAGUGGUGCUCGGGAGGAUGCUAUUUUCUAAAGCCGUUAGUUCAAUGUGCAAGUUUCUGAAGAAAUAAUUUAAUUCUGAAUUUUGUGACAUAAGUUUAAAGUAAACUCAAGUGAUUAAAUGAUGUAACCUCCUGAGGGAAUUCUCCUUAUUCAGUUUAUUUUACUACUCCCAUGCGCCUCCUUGUUUCUUGAUGUUUUUCUAAAAACCUGGUUGCUGAAAUUGCCUUGUUUGAUUCCAGACUACGAAUAAGUGAUAAAACUCAACAUGUCGCCAGUCACUGGGUUGCAGUGAAGACAAUGUUUUGUUAGGGUGCCUUAUUCUCGCGGGCUCACAAUUCUGGUAUCAGUCGAUGUUAUCAAAUGUUUUCCAUCUACCUAAGCGUUUGUAACAUUGUCUUUUCUCAGGUUCAUGGCAGGAAGGCGACGCUAUUUGGUGAACUUCUCCACGAUGGUUCAGGUAUAGAUAUCGCCUUUUACAUUCUGCAGACUCGAAUUUCAGAUUUUAGAUGAUGAGGUUAGGAUGACCAACUUCGAUUUUCUCUUAACAAUAUCAGUACAGUAGAUUUUAAUGAGAAUUAAUAGAAUGAUCACCUUAAUGACGGUUCGAUCUCAUCACAUUCUCUCAACUAAAUAUGUAAGGAAAUGUAUGUUGAUCAGUUUAGAGAAUUUGCAUGUGGAUAUCGCGCUAAAAGGACGAAUUUAGCUAAAUUUGCGGCACAGCUCCUUUAAUUUCAAUAAAAUUCCUCUGAUGUCUUGGUAGGUAAACGAGGACUCUGGCAAUCGACGCCCCAUAAUGUUAGAAACCGCUAACUUAAACAGUGAUACGAAGCCAGUGAGAAGGAGGAGCCAGAGCCUGUGAAGUGGCACAUCUGUUGCUGGUGAGAAAAAGCGGAGGAGCAAAACAAUCUCCAAGCCGGAUCCAAAGAGAAAAGCUAGCAAGAAAUGAAGAAAAGAGCGCAGCAUACCAGGGCGAAUCCACACCCGGUCAUGAUUUAAAACAAUUUUCUGAAGACGGAGACUUUGUUACUGAUAACAAGUGUUCAUCUGAAGAGAAGUCUGGUCUUAUAGAGUCGUAAACAAAGGGAGGAAAAGGCAGGGACUAAAUCAUUAAACUGUCCGUCGUACUGAGGUAAAUCCGGUUGGGAAGAGAGAGUCAGAGUGUUUUAUUCUUUAUUAUGUUCUAUAUUUUAUAUUAUUUCAUUAUUGUUUUUAGGAGUGGCGAAAACCGACAAACCGGAGGAACAAGUCAUCGAACGCUUAAACGAUGAUCAAAAAGCCCUUAUCAUCAGGUAUCAAUAAUACCUUGCUAUAGGCCCGAUAACCAGCCGCUGGUCCCGCUUCUCCUCCGUCUCUUUGAGCGGACGCGAGAGUGCGGCCGAAAUCCAGCCUACAUUUCUUAAGGCUGUGCUCUGAGGAAAACUGAAGGGAGUCCAGUGCUCUGAAGCAGUAAACUACAGGGUGCUCAGCAUUUGAUUUGUAUGAAAAAACUAAGAUUUCCUAGUCGCCCAGGAGCAAAGUUAGGCCCCUGGGGCCACCGUGUGACCCGAAACGAUUAAGCGAUUUUCAGUUCAAUUUUUAUUGCUGUCCAGUAUUAAAUCGUAACCUUGUGUUAUUCUUCGUGAUUUCCUUUUUUCGCAGUUGCUGCAGAAGUUUUAUUUGGAUCCCUGUUUCACCAAACGCCUUACAAGCAGUGCUAAAGCUUUGCCUCAGACUCACCCAGGAACAUAAGUUCGCUGUUCAGUUUGUAGAUGAACGUGGAGCGAAGGCUCUUCUUUUACUCACGCAAGAGUCUUCAUUCGGUGGUUUUGCCAUGUUGGCAACACUUCUUGUUAGACACGUGUUAGAAGAUGAAGAAAACUUAAGGCACACAAUGGAAAAAGCUGUUCGAUCGUCAGCCACAAGCAGUGUCAGUAGUAAUAAUACGGGUGUAAGCGCUAACUCGCCAGGAGCCAAGGAAAUCAAUUAUGUUCUGAGAGUUCUUGGACCUGCUGCGUGUAGAAAUAAUGAACUCUUCAAGGAGGUUGCAACAAGCUCGCUUCGUUUAGCGAUUACACCUCAAUUACGCCGGACGAUGAUCGAAGGUGGAGACACGAACUUGCCUACAAACUACGCCCAACUUGUCAAGGCUGUGGUUAGUGGUAAGCCUGUGAAACCACCACCUGUUGCCAAACCGGUUCAUGGAGUUGUUCACGAUCUGUUGAAUGUCCUGUGCACCCCGGGUUUCAACUCAAGGACCAUGGACAGAGGUACUUUUGUACGCCGCUCAGACAGUCAGGUGCUUGGAGAGCUGGGACGUGCGUUAGGUCAAGUUGGUGAUUUGAUUGAAGGUUUUACUGGGCAGGGUGUGGUUCAAGUACCGGCUUACAAUCGACAACUUACCAGUGAGGAUGUUGAUGUUGAAGAAAUGUCCCUUGGUAAGUUUUCGACCGGUGGAAAUUCGUGCGUUUAGUUUUUCUGUUCACACGGAACCGCCUUAACCGUAAUAAAAUUUAGACGCGUAGCCGUUCCCAAUUCCGUGUGAACAGAGCGAAAAUAUUGAACGGUCCCUUGUGAACGGAGUGUCCGGUCAAAUUUUUCUGCCGGCCGAAAAUUCGUCCGGUACUCUGUGAAUGAAUUCUUAAUUAUUAUGCUCGAUAUAUUCCAAGUUCUUUCAAAUGUACCUACAAAACAUUUAAAUUUUUUAAAUAUCAUUUUAACUUUUUAGUCAGUGGACUAAAACCUGUGGUGCUACCAUUCAAAUGGAAUCUUUUUGGCAAAACGUUUUCAUACUAGUCUACUUUUUAUUUCUAGCGAUUUUGCAAAAUUAUGGAAAUUUGAAUUUUGGGGAUUUUUUUUCCUUUGGCUACUAUUAGCUGUGAAAGGUAAAGAAGAAAAAGUAAAAGAGGGCUUCUAACAUAUCAUUUUUUACGCAAUGCAGACUCGUCCCAGAAUAACAGCCAAAGCAGUUCUCAGUUACAUGUAGCAAUGAUAAAGAGCGAUGAAAAGAAGGAUGACAUCUCAAAGGAUGAAGAAAACAAAGAUUCAACCAAGGACACCAAGACUCCUUCUAAACCUCUUCUACCCAAGUCCGCUAUUCUGAAGCUGUUAGCUGAACUGGUUAAGUCCUAUGCAGGCGUGUCACAGCUUGUUACAGAGUACAGCCACAAUGCUAAAUUGUCAUCUGCAUCAGAGGUUAGUGGCAACUUCUCAUUAGAGAACUUGAGUAAAGACGCUUUUGAGCGACGCAUGUCAACCGGAAGUGGACUUUUUACAUUCCUGAGCAGUGGUACAAGUGUAAAGAAACUAAGCAAUACAAAUUGUAUAGCGUCAAGGCAUAUUAACGAUCAAUUUAGGUGUCUGGGAAACUGCGCACCUACCCCUCCCCUAAGCCAUCAUUUUGCCCUAAGCAAGAACUAAGUGUUAAUGUUAGCUCAGGGGAGGGGUAGGUGGGCAGUUUUCUAGAGACCUAAAUUGAUCCCAUAUUAAAAAGGAAAAGUCCUUACUUCCGGUUGACGUGCUUCUCUCAAAAACGCCUUUGGGCUUAAGCAUCCGCGACGACGACAGCGAUAACGUCGAAAAACAAUUGGUUUUAUGAUCAAAACAACAGCUCUGCACGUGCAUCACGCUUUUUAGUACAUUUCUUUGACGUCCAGUGCACGACUACGACGUGAAAGCUUCUAAUGCAACGCUCUAUGUAGGACGUGAACGUAAGAAGAUUUUUCUUUCUCUUUUUAACCUGUAUAAAAUCGUUAAGAAUUCAACUCCAGGAAAAAUCGCCUACAUUUGACAAAAUUAGCGGGUCCAAAACGACGCGAUAAAGUUUGAAAGGAUGCAAAUUUAUUCCCUUAGCGACGUUUUCACUCCCGUCGUCGUCGCUCAAGCUCCCUAUAGAUUUUCCCUCACAGCUUUAAGUAGAGAUCUUUAGUUUCUAAGACGAGGACAACUCCGAGAACGAGAUUUUCUCAGCUAGGUAGUGCGUGAACCAACUUGAUGUUGGCGAGGUUAAAGCUUAUUCUCUUCUGUUUGCUCUACAGUAUGAUGGCCCAGGCCUCGCCUUUAUUCUCGAUCAUCUUCUCCCAUCCGGGUCACCAGGCGACAGUGAGGAGACUCAAUCUUACGCGCGCACCUUACUAGCGGCUAUAGCCACGUGCCACCAGGCCCCGGAAGCCCAACAGACGCUUAUAGCUGAGAUGAAGGCAUCUCUAGGCCGUGCUCUAGCAUUACCCGAGUCAACGUCCAAACACUCCAGACUCCAGGCUCUCUUUACCUUAGUUCAGGCCAUGAUCGAAACUGGCCCGCAUACUACACCGCAUGCUGCAUCGCAGCCUAACAGUGUUACCAAGCUAUUGCUGAAGAAAGGACUUGUAAAUGACUUGGCUAGAGUGCCACAUAGCUUAGACUUGGCUAGCCCAAAUUUUGUAGCAACCAUUAACUGUUUGUUGAAGCCUUUGGAGAAGCUUUCUGGGGUGGUGAACCAACAAAGCUCCAGUGGUCCACAAACUGGAGCUAGUAAGGAAAGAACAACUGGAGGUGAUCAACUGUCCGCUGAUUCACAGGGUGUGGCAGGUGAUUCUGAGACUCAGCAGAGCUCUUCUGCAGGUAUGUGUCAGUAGUAGCUCUUUUGAACCUGAUUUCAUUUCUGUAGAGUGGAACCUCUCCCUUGACGAAUACUAUCAUAGUGUUCAUACGUCUCUCUAUCGGAGGUUUGACUGACUGUAUAUAACUGGCAUAUAUAUGUCUUGAAACAGUUUUCAAGUGACAGUCGGAACAUUACAGCUUAAUGUUAAGCACCCGUCUCACCUGUGUUUAGAGGUGGGGCAAGUAUUUGUUUGGAUGUCGGGGGUACUUUUUGUCGAACCGGGUCCUGUUCGUCCGCCUUACUAUAGCUUGGGUGAAAAAUGUCGUAUACCGUACUUCUAAUUAACCUAUUUCUUUGCCCCCUGAGAGACACUGAGGCAAAAUUAUCGUUUAUCAUACCGGGGUUUUUGUUAUAAAGGGUUCGUUAUAUGUUCGUUACACCAUAUGUCUCUAAUUGAGUCAACUCUCCAAAAACGGGAACCUAGUAUUAGUUCUUGUUGCUUGUCACUCUCUGUAAGGCAGAAACCUCUGUUAACCCUUUAAGCCCGAAUAUCCAUAUACAAAUUCUCCAAACUGAUCUCUAUACAUUUCCUUUAAGAAUUAGUUAAGAGAAUUUGAUAAAAGAUCAAAGUAUUUUCUCUUAUGUGAUCAUUUUAUUAAUUCUCAUAACCUAAUCUCAUGAUAAUGUAUGAAUAUCGUUAGGAAAAAAUUGCUGUUGGACACUAUUGGGACUUAAAGGGUUAAAGGGACACCGUCGGUUACCGUUUUGGAGAAUUCGACUGUAAUAUAGACUGAGUAAGGUAGGGUCCAUGAAGUGGGUUAUUUGAGCGUUUGUAUGUCAUUGUUCCUAGGCCAGACAGACGAAGCAGCAGACCAGCAGAGAACAGGAGAUAGUCAACAGUCUACUGAAAGAACCCCCUCUCAAGGUAAAGUGAAAUUUAUAAGACACUAAUUUGAGUUAAAAUCGUUUGAAUUCAAUUCCGUCAAUUCAAUUUUGGACUCUUACAGUUAAUGAAAGAAACUGAUGCAAAAACGAGAGGACCAUACACUUGGUGCCCAUAGUGAUUCUUGACCAAGGGCCAGACUUGUUUUAUCAGGUGUAGAAGCAUAAAACAUUGUGACAUCUCGCCCUUUUUUUUACUGUUAAAUGAACAAGAAAUCAAGGUUUCUUUUCAAGGACGUUUACAAAACUAGUAGACGAGAUAACUGAAAAUGUGAACCAUUCCGACUGUUGAAAUAGAGAAUCAAUUUCAGCCUCGUUCCCAGUCGUCCUCGGCGAUUUCGGAUGUGACGUCACCUGUCAAGCUUGUCGGGAAAGUUCGCGCUAUCGCACUCGGUUCCAAGCCUCCUCUGGUAACUUGGAUAGCACGAACUGGCCUGGGUACGAGGAUCGACCAAUUUAGGUUUCCGGGAAAAUAUCCGAAAUUGAUCCGAAAAAGACACUGAACAAUACCCACACCACAAAAGAAAAGCGUACCAUCAACAGGUUACCGGUCAUCUCGCCCCCAAGUCAUUUCGCCUCGGUAACUUAGCCCCCUGUUCUAGAACGAGGAAUAUUAUAUUUGGAGCGUGCUUGUUUUGGUUUAUUGCUAAAAGAACGAGGAAUAUUUUAUUUGAAGCGCGCUUGUUUUGCUUUAUGGCUUACAGAACGAUAGCCUGCGUGCAGACGAUAACUAAACUCUGAUUAGUACCGUCUGCGAAGCAGCGCAGAGAUCCUUGUUCUGGACCCCCAACGGACUCAACGAAUUACCGGAAGUGCGUUUCGAAUUCCCCUUCAACCUGAUUGGCGAUCACGACAAACAAAACAAAGGCCUUUUUUAACUGGCCAAUCGUGGCGCGUUCUCAAAUCUGGGUACACAGCUGGAAGUCCAGAACAAGGAUUUCGGCGCUGUUUCGCAGACGGAGUUAACCAGAGUUUAAUUUCGUCUGCGCGCAGGCUAACAGAACGAGGAAUAUCACAUUUGAAGCGCGCUAAAUGACUCAAAAAUAGGGGGCUAAGUAACUGGGGAGAAAUGACCGGUUACCCAUCCCAUCAACAAUUUCUGCAACUUAAGAAACAACCCACCAUUCCUUACUUUAAGCAUUGGUAAAAGUACAGUGAACUAUUUGAUGUUUGGUCGGCGGGCUUGGGGCCGAAAGUAAGGUGUGGCUCUGGUGUCAUGUGUAAAGAAUAUUUGUAUUGUCAAGUGGCUGAGCGGUGCAGCCGCUUGAUUUGUAUUCCGGAGGCUUCAAAUUCAAAUCCGCUAGCAUGCUUUUAUUUAGCCUACUGGUUCAGUCAGUUAGGAUUCUCACAUAUUUGUUUUGGUCUAAUUCGUGAAGCAUAGCGUUAAAUACUGAAUUACCAGUAUCUUUUUUUAGUUCUUUUUUCCACAAAUUUAAUAUUACAAUAAGUAAAAUAAUUAUACAAGUGGUACACACACAUACUGAUACACGUAAAAACAAUUUACAUCUGAAGAAUGGGCAGGUAAAGCUACUGUUGCCCUUACAAAGUCAUGUGUAGAUUGCUGAUUCAUUUUUGAAAAUUUCACUUUUCUGUCAGCUGCCGCGACUGACGAUUCUCAGGCGCCUGACUCCCAACCAGAGAACACAGGAGCUAGUGGAGACUCGUGGGCCCUCCCUGAAAUCACUGGUAGAGCAAUAAUACCAAUGGCAUCAGAAGAGGAACUAGAAGAACUGCAGGAAAUGGUUGAUGAGUUGUUGAACUCCGAUGGCACUGAUGGCCAAGCAACACAAGGUAUGUACCCCUUUGUAAGAUAAAACGGAUUCCGGGAUUUUACGUGCCACUGCAUUAGUAGGGGAAUACGUUUCCACACAUAUUUUUGGCCACUUCUCAAGGGUGGGUGUUUGGUGGUUUUUCCUAUCUGGCAUGGUACAAGUUCUAGCUUAGAACAUAUGUUAUUAUUUUACUAGAUGGAUAUCAUUGAUUUAAGAUCUGCAUCAGAUGACUGACUGACGCAUCCUAAAUAAAGGUUUUCACAUUGAAUAUCUCGUGUUAGUGGAGUCAGAAUAGAGGUCUUGCGCUAGAGCAUUGUUGUGUUAUCCCAGUUGACAUGAGGGAUGCACGAUCGAAAAUUAUCAACUCUUUACCGUUGUUGACAUAUCUCACAUCAAUAGCCAAUAGGCCUUUUGCGCAGCUAGUUAUUCAUGUGGUACAAAACCGCCAUGCUGGAGAGCAAGUGGCGCAUUGUCCUUUUCUCUUAAAAUCCGUCUAGUUCUUGAUCUCAUCCAGCGCGAUUGCAAACCACGAUGCUAUUCGCGGCAAGCGGCUUCGCCGCUCGCGUGCUUAGGUUUUGCGUGCAGUAAUUUUGCAAAGAAAAAUAAGAGACUGGUCGCAGUCUAGACGCAUUGGGACAAGACAAGCAAAGAGAAUUAUCAAUUUUAAAUGAUAUGAGCUCUUUGUUUGUCUUGCUUCAGUGCUUCCUCUGCUCUCCAGCAUGGCGGUUUUGUACCACGUGAACGACUGGCUGCUUUUAAUGUGUCACUUAUUUUUAUAGACGUUGACAACAGUAUCCUCGCAGAACACAUGAUGACCCGCCGCAUGGCUGAUGGUCGUGUCAUAGAGGAGACGACAUAUGUUAUAGACCCAAACUCCAGCGAAAGUGACAACGACUCCUCGGAUGACAACAGCGGAGGUGAGGACGUGGGCGAAGGUUCUGAUGAGGACGAUGGCGGCGACCAUGAACGAGAAGGUGAUGAUGAAACCAUGGUGAUUACUUUUGAAGAAUCUGGCGACCAUAAUGAUGAUCACGAUGAGGAAGACGAAGAUGACGAUGAUGAUGAUGAUGACGACAGUGACGACGAUCAUGAAGGGGAAAUUGACACAGUCCCAAGACCUGAAGGUUUGUACACUUCUGUUAUUGCUUGUCCAGUCAGAGGGGCUGUUUUAGAGAUAUGCUGUUUGUAAGGUGAAUUGUCUAAUCGCGCUACAGAAAGCCAGUGCUACCAAAGGAGCGCUCAAAGCAUACGCUGAAUGAUCUUCUAGACGCCCGUGGCGUUUAUUUAACUUUAGAGGGGGUGUCAAUGAGAUCAAUUACGCUAACAUUCUGAUACCGCUGACCACUAUAAUGACAAACAUACGUAGUUAAAUUACAUUAACUACCUGACUUGAUUAUCAUCUAACUUUACGGCCGUCAUUGUCAUAACGAACUACAGUCGAACCACUAUUAAGCGGCUACCCUCUACUUAGCAGCCACCCGAGUUACAGUAGUCCAAGCGGACAACGUCCACUUUUACAUGGCUAGUAUAUCGAAGUAAACAAGGUCUUAAUUACACGGCUGGUAUCGGGUCGUUUCGCCCAUAGGUCGAUUCGCCUGAUGGCAGUUCCCCUCGACUAAGUUGAUUCGUCAAAUGUACAUUUGUCGUUCUUUAAGCCUGAGAAAAAUUAGUAAGCAUGGAAAGACAGUGACUACACAUGUGGAAUCCAAGGUUAACUAAUAUAACAUCUCGGAGAGGUAGGUUCACCAUGUUGUAGAGUGUUGUAUGUCAUUGGGUGAAUCGACUUAAGUCAUGGCGAACGCCUUCGCGCAAGUCAACUUUCGCGCGAAACGACCGCAAUUCACACGGCCAAGCUUCUUGUCCCUUGUCCCUUCCUUAAGAGUGGCCGCCUUAAUGGUUGGAAUUUGUUUUGUUUUUAACUUUUGCUCUAAUAAUCGCACUUCGGGAGUCCUGAUAGAGUCCUGAUAGAGUUAUUACAAGUGUUUGUGAUGUGUUGUACAGGUGCUAUAGGUGUGCGAGAAGAUGGAGUGAUGGAAGCUUCUAGUGGAGUUGAUGUGAUGGAGGAGGAGGAUGCAGACGAUGAUGAUGAUGACGACGAUGAUAAUGAUGACGAUGAGCAUGAUGAUGAAGAAGAUGAAGGUGGCAGUGACAUGGAUGAGGAUGGUGCGGAUAUCAUAGGAGACGAUUCAUUACGAAUGUACGACGAGGACGAUAUUUACCUUCCCUUUGAUGAAGGAUCAGGUUUGUGGUUUGUAGAGCUGAAAGCUAGAAAUAGAAAAUUUAAACAGGACGAUUAUAUAGCCUGUUCAUCGAUCUAGACUGUAAACAGGGCGACUAUAUAGCCUGCCCAUUGAUGCAGACUGUAAACACGGCGACCAUUUUACCCUUUGGCUUGCCUAUUGAUGCAGAGCUGCAAAAUGAGCACACAAAUCAAAAUACAGAGUGAGAGAACAAUUUAAAAAACGGGGAUCAGAAAUCGAAAAUCAAGAAACAAAAUUCAGAAAGCGGGAAUCAGAGAAUCGGAGUUAGCAAUCACAGAUCUUAAGAAGUAGAAAUUAUCAGUGAGAAGUGAAUACGGAAACGCGAAAUGGAAAGUAAAAUACCAGAAGUUAGGAAUUGGAAAUCGAAUACGGGAAAUGGGAUAGCAACCUGGAGCUCAUACCGUAAUCUUCUGAGUAUAACCCCCCAUUUUUUUAGGCCCAUCUAUGUGUAAACAUAGAAAAAACCAUCCGGUUAAAAGUCCCCCCUCCUCCUGAAUAUAAGCUCCCCUCUGGCUUGUAUUGAAAUGAAUUGGACUUUUUACGACGUACGAAGUUGUAUAACUGGAAGUUUACGGUCGGUUAUAAAACACUCAUAGUGUUGCUUUGUUUGUUUGUUUGUUUGUUUAUCUGUUUGUUCAGGUCGCCACCAUCUUGAGUGGAUGUCUGGGCCUCAUGGCGGUAGAUUUGCUGGCUCAUUCAUGAUGACUGUUUCUCAGGAUGACGAGCCAGAGACCAUUUCCAGCAUGGCGCAGCGCUUGUCCCGUGUGCAUGGCAUCCGAGUCACCGGCCCCAGGCACCAUAGUAACCAGUCCCAGUCACUUCAUCUGUCACCUCCCCAGGGAGUGACCCAUCCCCCGCUACCCGCCGUGGUUCAAAACCUACUGGGACCCGAAAGUUCAUCAGAUGGGAUACAGUUCAGUUCAAGUACGUCACUAGAGAGAAAAUGUGCCUUGACCUCUUUCUACUAUCAGGAGAAUCUGAUAAUAGGAUUCAGAAAUCCAACUUUCAUGCCUAAAAUUCUCAUGUGGGACUUUUGGGCGAAAAGUCAACUUCUUUAGGAGUACCAGAAAGUUGGGGUCUUGUUUAGUUUCCCUCAGCUCUUGUUAAGGUGUUCCGAACCUUAUUAUAUGUGUGUUUGUUUUGUUUUUUAAUCGCGUUUUUCAGCAGGAACGACUUAACCGAUUUCUAUGAUUUUUGGCAUGCGUACUAAAGAAUGGUGGAAAUUUAAGAAAAUGACAUUUAUUUUCUUUUUGGUAUAAAAACGUUUGAGAUAUGGGCAUAUAUUUAAAACCUCAUUUUUGCGAAAAAAUGUAAAUAACUUCGAAAUCCUACAACAAAUUUUUCCCUAACUUCAACAAAUAAGCCAUAGAGUACUCUAGUUUUAUAUUUGCAAGUUUGAAGUCAAUCGUGACCAUACGACUCGCUGCACAAAAUGCUGGUCAAAUUUAACCAACACAUUUGUGAAAGUUGAUGCACAAAUAGAGGAAGAGUGCCGACGGAGUAUCUCCUUUCUGAAAGGGUAUUCUUACCCAAAGCUUUAUUGCCAGAAACUGAAUUAUCGGAAAUCUACGUACUUUAGAGGAUAUUCUCUUCGAAUUCACCAGCCUGUGAGCAAGCUCGCCCAAAUGGGAGAGCUUGCUCGCAGGCUACGAAUUCACAUGUUAUGACGACUUUGCCAAUUUUCAUUCUGUAGGCAUCACUCAUCGAGGAAGACAUAUGAUACAAGAUGAAAUACAAGUUAUAACGAGGAGCACAGAGGAUGGAGUCACUGACGAAAUAUUUUUUGAGAACUUCUCUGAAAGUACUUCGUCUACUGUACCCUCUGCGUUAACUCGAUGGGCAGAAGAAGGCCAGAUCCUUGAUGCGCAAGGUGUUCACUACUGCGUGGCAGCCGUGAAGCCAGAGAUUAUUCCAGUGUUGCUAAAGCAUCAGGCUGAGGAGAUCGCUAAAGGAAGAGAAGAGGAGCAGAAGAAGAAAGCCGAGGCUCAGGCCAAGGCGGCUGCCAGUAAGAAGGAGGAAGAGGAGAGGAAAAAACAAGAAAGCGGUAAGGCUGGUGGUGAGACGGGGACAACUGCAGAAGGGGAGGGUACAUCGACUGCGGCGUCUGAUGCCUCUCCAUCUGUGGAACCUCAGAGUGAAGUGAUGCAGGUCGAGGAGCAGCCUGCCGCUGCUGAAUCAGAACCUGCGGCUGCAGAGCAAGAUGACACCGGUAAUACAUCCGCGUCAAUCGGCAUGAGCAUGGAUGAACCCAUCCUCAGUACGUCUAUUCCAUCAGCUGAUCAAGCCUCCAUCGUGAGAACAUCAACCCCGGCAGAUGACAGUGAAGACCCAACGGCUGCCCCUGCACCCACCUUAACCCCUCCCGCUCAUGCCAGCUCAGUCGCUCAGGACAUUAUUAGUGCUGCCACAGUGGAAGCAGCAGCUAACCAGGGUGGAAGCGAUGAGGUUUCUACUCCACAGCCAACUGCUGAUGCCCCGCAGGCGACUCAAUCCGAAGCUGCGAGCACGGAACACGAGUCAAGACAACAGGAAGGCGAUGGUUCACCCAUGGCUCUUGGUGAAGAAGGAACUUCUGCCGCAGUAGGAGCUGAGGCUACUCAAGAUUCUCUUCCAGCUGGAGAUACCGGUACGUAGUAGAGUCAUUUUUAACGCGGAGCAAUGGGACACUUGUCAAAUCCGACGUCAACUAUCGUAUUUAUGUGAGCAUAUGUGUCGCGUCCUUUUAUACCAGAAAACGUUUUGACUUCUAUUUAAACGAGAACUUUAAAGUUCUAUUUCGAACACGGCGUAACUGCCAUAACUACAACCCUAUUAAGAGCACUCCGUAAAGUUGAAGUGCCUUUAGCCUUGCCUACCCUGUAUACUAUUCCGACCUUGGUAAAACCUGUUAAGUUGUGUUUUGUAUUGUUGGCUGCACGUCUUUUCAUGACCAGAAAGUAGAAUUCCAAUACCUUUUGGCAUGAAAUUAUUGCUGGCAAGUCUUAGUGAGAAAGCUUAGAUCCGUUUUGUUUGUUUCCGGUGAUGCUCUUUAUUGAGAAAAGCGAAAAUUUCGCUUUUUGAAAGCAGCCGUAUAAUUCUAUCUUAUCACGCACUAUUACAAAGCUUUGAGAGGUUAUCGCCUUGUUUUCCCGAUGCCAUCGUUUGCCACUUACAUCUCUUGUCUUGCCAAGAACCGUACCUAAUAAUCGUUUCUGUGCGUUUAACUAGUUGAAGCGUCAGAGCCUCCACCUCCCGCCCCUGCAGAAGAUAACACAGCAGCUGGACCUGUCUCGGACAUGGAACAGCCAGGCACUAGUGGCGAGGCCUCAGCCUUAACAAUAGAUGGCGUUCCCAUCCCAGAUGGUGUAGAUCCCUCCUUUCUGGAAGCUUUACCAGAGGCUAUACGCCGUGAAGUUCUAGCAGAGCAGCUGGGGCUGCAUCCACCUCCACCAUCGCAGCGAAAUGCUACAGCAAACGAGAAUGAAGCGAGUACAGACUUGAACGUGAGCCCCGAAUUUCUGGCUGCCUUGCCUCCUGACGUUCAAGAAGAGGUUUGUUUAUUAUUUCUCCCUUCUUUUUGUAAGACUGUAAAAAAUGCUGAUCUUCUUCCACCUUCGCCUACUGCAAUGGUUGUAGUCCAAAACAUGUACUGUACGGAGCUUAAGCAACCACCACGGCGACAGCUACGAAAUGGUAACUUAGAAAGUGAAUUCACCCCGUUUCAAGCCUCAGUUUGUUAAUGUAGGCAAAUGUCUCUGAAGUGGAGUUCUAGAGGACUUAAUCCAAGUUCCGAAAACGGAAAAAAAUAUUUGUCUUGUGUUUACGUACGAACGUGAAAUAAAGAAUUGAAUGGAAUUGAAUUGAAUUGAAAUUUGGAAAUUUCAAUUCGUAGUUGCGCUGUGUUAGUAUAGAGAUCUACAAAAUAGUUUGAUUUCGUGCUGGUGAAGAGUUGUUGUUUUACUCAUUAAGUCGGUUUACGGUCACCGCGCGCGAAGUUAUGUCGCCCGAAAUCAGAGUUAUGUCGCUCUAAAUUUUUAGUCACGUCGCCCGAAAUGCUGAGUUGUGUGGCUCGUAAUCAACAUCCCAGCAUCCCUUGUUUCGUUGCAUUACUUAUUUAUCCGCUUGCUUUGUUGUUCAUCAAGGGUUAAAGAGCGAGAUAUAUUACACAUAAGCUUAAUAUAUCGCUUGUUUCGUCUCAUCGUCGCUUAAAGAACGACGUAUGUUACACAUUCAUCCCGCUUGUUCCGUCUCAUGAUAGUUUAAACAACGAGAUAUAUUACAUGCACUCUCUAUUUAACAAAAAUUAACUUAGUUUCUCUGUGCAUUUUAUUUGAUAAAAUUCGGGCGACAUGACUCAGCACUGCGGGCGACUUGACUCUGGUUUCGGGCGACACAACUUCAGGCGAGAUAACUUUCGGGCGACUUGACCGGUUUCUAGUCUAGUCUAUUUCUCUUUUUGGUAUUCCCAAUUCCCAAUGCCCGUCGCUGACGUGUUUGUGUAAGAUCCCUUUUAUUUAUGGCGGAAAUUAACAAACCCGAGUUCAUAACUCCUAAGUCUUCAUUGUGAGUACUUGGCUUUUUUUUUCCUUUUAUUGUCGCCGUGACUAUUUAAUGGUCACGUGUUAAACAAACUUCAACGUUGCUCAAAUGUAAGGGAAUCCGGAGUCCGGAAUCCUCGAACUUUCUGCUUGUGGAAUCUGUAGGAAUCCUGGAAAAUUUUGCUUGUGGAAUCCAGAAUCCUGGGUUUUGGCAUCCGGAAUACAGCGAACAGCGAAUUCAAUAGUUAGCUCUUUUUGCUUUUGUAACUUACUAUUUUUAUGCUGAAUUGUUUAAUGGUAGGUCCUUCAACAACAGCGCAUUGAACAAGAAAGAAGGCGAAACCAAACAGCAACUCCGGAGCAGGCUGUUGACCCGGGAUCUUUCCUGCGUAACCUAGCACCUUCCUUACGUCAAACAGUCUUAGCGGACAUAGACGAUUCUCUUCUUCCUUUGCUGCCAACCGAUCUUGCCUCUGAAGCCCAAUCUCUUCGGAGAGAGAUAGAGGCUAGGCACCAUAGACUUCUGCAGGAGCGUUUCUCAUUCGGUGGCGGGGACCGCACUUCGGCGAUAACCGCUUUGCUCCGUCACUCAGCGUUGUCACGUCACGGCGGAGGAUCUCAUCUUUCAAGACUUCUUCCCAUGGGGGGCGGAGUGAGUGGUAGGGUUGGAGGCUUUUCAAACGGUCCUCCCCCACUCCCUCCUCCCAACCGAAAAGUUAUUGGACGUCAUUUGCUUGAUCACGAGGCACUUGUUUGUCUCUUGGUACUUCUCUUUGUCGAAGAACCUCGACUUAACACUGGACGUUUGCACAAGGUGCUCAGAAACCUGUGCUAUCACGAAGAAACUCGCUCUUGGCUAAUCAAUGCCAUGAUUGCGAUCCUUAGAAGAACUAGCGGGCAACAUUCAGAUGGAUCUUGCCCUGUAUCCACUGUAGAGAGUUCCUCGCGCGGCGAGGCUUCGUCUGGUUCUCAGUCAGACAACACUGAGAGCCCAUGUAGGCUUGAGGAAUACCUUCAAACGCAAGAACACUCCGAGUCUGAUUCAAAAUCGUCGAAACAACACUCAUGGCUCUCAUUUGGUGUUCGCACUUCUCUAGGGUCACGGACAAACGUGUUCUGUAUAAAGCGGCAAGGGAAAGCAGGACUCGAGCGCAGUAACUGUGUUUCUAUACACCCACAAGCGUCGCAGUUCGUCUGUAAACACGUUCUGGACGCGUUGUUGUUUCUAGCGAAAAGCUUCCCCGCUAGUUUUACGCCGUCAACCUCGGCUAAAGCACAUCCGUCAUGCAAUAAGGAAGACAAUUCAUCCACUGAAGUUAAACCAGGUUCUGCCACUAUCGCUCAAGAUAGCACAGACUUUUGGGACCUACUUCUUAGACUCGACACUGCUGGAACGGGAAGAAAAGGAAAAACUGCCGCUAAAUCAAGUUCAAGUCAAUCGCUUUUAUCGCCGACUUCUGAAUCACCUACUGGGGAAUUACGGGAAUUUUCGUCUGCCCCUAUCGGGCAACUCUUGGUCGCGCUUGCCCACCCUGUGGUACAGGAAAGUACUUCUGUGACGGACAAGCUUUUGCGUCUGUUGUCAGUAACUUCGGCUGCUCUUCCUGAUAUGCCGUGCUCAACGAGCAAAGAAACAGUGAGUAGUGAAACUAAUUCAUCGGGAACGGUUCCUCCUGAGGCAGUCGCCCAGAUACCUGGCACACUGUCUGUCACACCAUCUCUGAAUGCGGUCACAAAUGUUUCUGUCACGUUACCUGAGGAAAGUGUGACAACGCAAAACCCAACGAUUCAUACCCCGGGCUCCGAGACGGAGUCAGUGGCUUCGUCUUUGAUUGUCGAACGGUCAUCGGAGGCCGGAGGUGAGCCUCAUGAAGUGGAAUCUUUCGAGGACGGGUCUGUGGAUGAGCCACUCUCACACCCCAGCGAUACUCCGUCUCAUCCGGGAAUGGUAGAACCGAUGGUGGUUGAAGUGACUCCGUCUGUUGACACCUCGUCGCAGGUUUCAACCGAGAGCAGCUCUUUAUUGACCACAACACCCGCAGUUCCGAAAGAUUCCCCUGAAAACAAAACCUCUGUAGUUAUGGAAAGUCACCUGAGGCUUGUUGUCAAGGUGCUGACCUCUGGGAUUUGCUCCGAGGAGGGUCUGGAGGAUGCCACUACGUUGCUGCUUCAAAUUUCGCGCCUGAACUCGCAAACCAGAGACAGCGUGCUACAACUUCUGCUAGAAGGGGCGCGCAGCAUAGGAAGCACCCUGCAAGAGAACAUUGCAGUGCUGCUGGUAGAACUUAUAGAACAUAACAGGAAUGCUCCCCAGAGAGACGAAGUGGAAUCCAAGAAAGGUCAGUAGUAUUGUGGUUUGAACCGCCCCUACCCCGAUUCUUUGUUUUCUUCGAUGCUCGCCUCAUGGCGAUUAUAAUAUCCUUCUUCAUGUAGCUACUGUUAGCCACCCUAUCCAUAUCAAAAAUUGUAUUCUAAUAGAACAGUUCCUAGCAUCUCUUUGACCUUUAUUCAGUUAAACGUGCCAAUCAUCCUAAUGACUAAACCCUGCCUCGCUAGACCGGUAUCCAUAAUCGAUGUGGCCCCAGUUGUUUAAACGUUAGAUAGCGCCAUCCACCCGGUAAGUAUUAGGGGAGCCAAUAGCGCUCUUCACUAGUUAGUGAUUCAUCCAGUGGAUAGAGUUAUCCACCUUUUAAGCAACCGGGGCCUUUGUAACCAUCCGUUCUGAUGACAUGUAGACGGCAAUCGAAGUAUAUCUCUCUCCACUUUGCAGCACGUAGGGGUACUGUGAUACGUUUUCGUGAGAGAAAAGAACCCGACUAGUUCAGUCAAACCUUUGGGUCAUUUUUUGUAGAAAAUAUGUAGCAUUAGAAGCUUCUGACUUCUUUUGGAAGAAAUAGUGCCAAGGGAUAAUGCAAACGCUCUACCGCCUUAGUCACGCCUAAUGUUAUAACUUCAUUUCGUAGGUAAGCGACCAGCGUCGCUUGUUCUCCCCGCAGCUCCUCGGAGACCAGUGAGGGGUGGACACCAAGCCGGCUGGGCAACAGCGCCGAGUGGAUCUCGAGCGCGGAGACAACAGCAGAAUAGACAAGUGCGUUACGAUCUUCACUUACCUUCAAUGCCAGCUUUGACAUGCAAGACUUCCAGCCAGGCGUUACUGCUGAGGGUACUCAAGGUUGUACUGCAGCUCAGGGAAGCGGCUCGUAGGUCUGUCACCGGAUCCACGGUGUUCAGAGGGAGAGGAUCGCAAAGAAGACGUAAGUAGAAAACUAGUUUUAACACUUAAAAGACACAUUACGAUGAUUUUACUCAGGGACAAACUGGAAAAAUAUGACUUGGUGGUUAACCCUUCCAUUAUUUCAUUACAUUACAGUAACAGAUGAAAGUUCAGUUAUUCAGCGGCUUGUGCAAGGGUCGCGUGGUCUUGGUGCUGUCAUCGCAGCGAUCGAAAGCGAAGCAGAAGCCAUAUACGAAGCUUUCACGCACAUGCGCUCUCUGCGCGCCGACCAUGGUAGAGCUGGUGGUCAGCGGAAUGAACCUGGACCUCGCGGUGAAAACAGUCAAGGUGGAAGUAGACCUGACGGGGGUGGACAGGAGGGGUCAAGUGAGCAGCAAGGUUAGUGCGUCGAGUCCUCGGACCAGGAAAGUCCUACGGAGUAUUCUGCUAAAAAUACAGGGACUUCCACGGCACGGAAAAAAGAAAGCCUGACGCAUUGUUCUCAGGAGGCGCCAACUCGUCAUAACUUAACAUGAGGCGCAAAAAAUGUUUCUGCGGAAUAAUUUUGUACUCACAUAAAUCAAAACAGCUGCUGCGAUCACAUGUGGCUUCUUUGAACAUCUAGUAUGUUUUUUAUCUGAUGCAGCAUUAUCAGAAAGAACUAUUCUCUUUUUUUUUUUUUGUGCUUACUGGCUUAUAGUCAGUAACACAGCUGUGAUAGUCCUUCCGUAAGGUCAUUUGUAUUGUUCUCGUAGCGCACGGCGUUAACGCGCAACCUUCGGAGCAAAAGGUACCGGAUUUGACACCUGCUAUCGGCCGCUUUCGAUCGAGGCAUGAUGCACAGUCAUUCAUACAAAAAAAAGUCAAUUACCCAACAAUCAAUAAAUUCCCCCAACCUGUGUACGAAGGCUCUAACAAAAAUGAGUAAGGAGAAUUUGCUUGUUCAUCCCAGCAGGUGCGUCCACAUCAGGAGCCCCUCAAGAACCUGAGCUUCCCCUUCUAAGUGAACAAGUCAACCUGGAGGAAUUAUGGGACACAUUAGGGGAGUGUCUUUCUGAGCUUGGAAGAACUUCUGACAGUCAUGCUGUACUGGUACUACAGCCUGCUGUAGAGGCCUUCUUCCUUGUACAUGGAACUGAGAAACAGGUACUCAGUGGUAGUUAAAACAACAGGACUUGCUCUUGUCUGACUAAGUACUCCAAAAGGCGUUGAAGCUCAGUUUUUCGCAUUCCGCACAACUUUAUACUGUCGUCUUCAAAGUAAGAACGACAAACCAGACUUGAUAGCACCUUGCGAGAGUUCUACUGAAGAGGUUUAUUAUAACCGUCACACGAAGGUAUUUCGUCCACAGCCUCCGGAGUUACAACUACCUAGUAAAUGAAUAGUACCAUCUGAAAAUACUGCUGAAGUAGUUUCAUUUGAAUGGUCAAUUUCUUUUAGGGGCUCAAAAGGUUGUAAUAGGUUACAUUUACCUGAAGAAAAAAAAUGUAAAGUCAACUCUCUUAAGACGAACACCUCCGAGACGGGCUGACUGAGUGUCCGUCUUGCUUGUUAAAAAAGACUCGGCUGAUAGUGUGAAGUUGUGUUUUGGAUGAUGAGAUUUGCGAAAUACAUUGCUAAGAUGAAAAUUUCGAAUAUUGUUUCACAGGAAAGCAGUUCGACCCAAAACCAAAGCGAGCAGCAGCGCUCUAAUCCGCGAUUGUCGUCAGUGAGUUCGGAAAUCAUGCCUCCAUCUCCAGGUCCACUCUCCCCAGGCCCUCUGAGCCCAAGUCGUCACGUGUCAGUCACCUCUGUGACGUCAGACUUGCCUUCAGAUACGCUGAAGUUUCUUCGAUUUGCUGGUGAGAAGUGUUUUAUUUUACUCUCGGUUAACCACUUUACUUGAUUGAUUGAUGGAUUGACUGACUGAUUGAUAAAGCUUUGAUGUACAGCUACAAAGGGCGUCGCAAGAAUAAGCGGCAGAGCUGAGAAAUAUAUCUGUGACUGAUCGUAUGACUAUAAAUUUUACUCCGUUGCGAAUUCAAAGGGCGAAACUUCGGUUACUGUUUUUUAAUCAUUGUUUCAGAGAAGCACCGCACCGUGUUGAACCAGAUCCUUCGCCAGUCUACCGUGCAUCUAGCAGACGGACCCUUUGCAGUCCUCGUAGACCACACUCGUGUACUCGACUUUGACGUCAAACGCAGAUUUUUCCGACAAGAGCUCGAGCGACUCGACGAAGGAAUCCGACGAGAUGACUUGACAAUCCACGUGCGGCGAGAACACGUGUUCGAAGAUUCGUUCCGAGAACUUCAUCGGCGAUCGUCGGAAGAGAUGAAAUGCAGGCUGUACGUGGUUUUUGAAGGGGAAGAGGGGCAAGACGCGGGAGGAUUGCUUAGGGAGUGGUUUGUCAUUAUGUCUCGAGAAAUGUUUAACCCCAACUACGCUUUGUUUACGACGUCCCCUGGAGACCGAGUCACCUACCAACCGAAUCCAAGCUCCAACUGUAAUUCAAAUCACCUGAGUUACUUCAAAUUCGUUGGCAGGUAAGUGUGACGUAACUUAAAAUUAUAACUUUGACUGCUAAAUUGCUGGUUUGCUCGCACCUGACGUUACCGCGGCAACGCUGGGUGACAAGAACAGGGCCCAGUUGUUCGAACACCGGUUAGCGCUAACCUGGGGUUAAAUUUUAACCCGGUUUGUUUCUUCUUUCUUUUCCAGGAUUGUGGCGAAAGCAAUUUACGACAACAAGCUUCUAGAUUGCUUCUUUACCCGUUCCUUUUACAAGCACAUUCUUGGUAAGCCUGUGCACUUCACAGACCUGGAGUCGUUCGACUACUCGUUUUAUCAGGGCCUACAGUACUUACUGGACCAUGAUCUGAGUGAUAUUGGGAUGGAACUCACCUUUAGCACUGAGGUAAUAGGCCAUGCAAACUUGCUCUGUUGUCCUGCUGCCGUGUUGUUCUUUAUCGGGGCUGUCUGUGGACUCUCCAGUUCAUUUUGUUGAUAAUGCCAGUAUUGCACUUUUAUCCUCUAUGGAACUCAUGAAAAAAAAUUUCUAGUGACUAAGGGCCUGUUUACAUGUAGGUGGGGGACCCCACGUAAUUGAGGUAACGCGCGGCGGGUUACCCCAUCUAAGCCGGUUACCAAACCUACCUGGGGUCCCCCACCUCCAAGCAAACAGGCCCUAAAUCACAGUUUCGCGUCAAACAAAUGUGUCUCCCAGCCAUGAUAUCAAACGUUACAAACAAGAAAAUUGAACUUUCAAAAACUGUCAGGCUAACAAGUUUUCAACAACCAUUAUUGCAAUCCGUGUCAAUCUUCUUCCAUCCUUGCCUUUUGUACUUGCGGUGUUAUUUGCACCUCUUCAUGUUUUGAGCAGUUUUUUUUUGUUGUUUCACUCAGGUUGGUGCUGGUUCCCUUUGUUGAAUUUUGAUAAAUUUCGCGACACAGCUUCUUGAAGGCUUUAAGCCCCAAGAUCUUCAUACAAAUUCUCCAGACUGAUCUCCGUACAUUUCUUUUAAGAAUAGUUGAGAGAAUUUGGUUUAAGAUCAAAACAUUCUCUCUUUGGUAAUCAAUUGAGUAAUUCUUAUAACCUUUACUUUUGAUGAUCUGCUGAUGUUGUUAGGAGAAAAUUGAUGUUGAUCACUCUGGGGACCUAAAGGUUUAAGGCUUUACAGGUCCGUUGAAUACGCGUUGCAACAUUAUGCAGGGUGUAAGGGUUUAGGUAUUUAGGGACUUCAAAACUAUAAAGACGAAGAAGAGCGACAUAGACAACUCGAAGCUCACAUUUUAAAAGAAAUCCGCACAUGGUAACAUCUGGACAUGUAUAUAGGAGUGAAAUACAUUUAUAUAAGAUCAGUGGUAACGUCACUCUCGUAACCAGACCUGAAUUGAAUUUUCUCCUGUGUUUAUUCCAAAUAAUGGUACAUUUAACGUUAGAUCUAAAUAGCAAGACGUCUUGAGUCAUAUCUUUUCUUCCUCCUUUGAUCCUACAAUCUGUCCACUGAUUCGUUCGAACUUUGACUUUAUUCUCAGGUGCAAGAGUUUGGCUUAUCAGAAAUCCGCGAUCUAAAACCCACUGGUCGAAACAUUCCUGUCACGGAGGAGAACAAGAAAGAGUACGUGAAACUGGUGUGUCAGAUGAAAAUGACAGGGGCCAUAAGAAAACAGAUCGAUUCCUUUCUGGAAGGAUUCUACGAGAUCAUUCCCAAGCGACUGAUAUCAAUCUUUGAUGAACAAGAGCUGGAGCUGCUCAUAUCUGGGUUGCCGAACAUCGACCUGGAUGACCUGAAAGCUAACACAGAGUACCACAAAUACACGGAGAGUUCGCUACAGGUCAGUUCUUCCUGCUGGGGCGUGCUAAAUGUUCAGGGCAGGUUAUUUGAGCGAGAAAAUCUUAUGUCUAAAGAAAAAUAACCACGUUCUAAGCCAUUCUACAAAGACUACAAAACCAGCAGUGGUUUUGUAUUUUUUUAUUGAGGUCUCUUCUACAAAAUCCAUAUGCUGACACUAAUCAUUUUUACAUAGUAAAAGCGAAAACGUGAAAAACGUGAGCCACUGUGAACAGUUUUGGCCGUUAUUUCUUUGUGUUGGCCUCGGUUCGCUGAUCAUCGUUUCAAAUUUGGCGUUCGGAGUGGGCUUAAAAUUCCCGGAUGUGUCGCGUAAUUCUGGGCGAUGCUCUUCUAGGCUAGUGAAAAUCUGUGGACACUGGUGCAAGGAGUGCCUUAAAAUUAAGAAACUUGUCAAGUUAUAAGGUGAUGCGUUAAAAGCGUGCGCAAAGUCGCGAAAUUUUACAGUCGUUUGUAUUGUGGGUGGCACGAACUUACCUCCCACCAUACAAACGUCUGUAAAAUUAGGCGACUUUGCGGAGCAAUAUCAACGCUAGUUUUCAACCAAUCACGUUAAAACUUGGCAUCGUUACUAAUACUAAGGCAUUUUUCAGCCGAGUUGAUGGAUUUUCGCCCAGUCAAAAGUUUAAAAAACCCGUUGAAGGGUCAAUUUGACCAACCAAAAUUUCUGGAUUUCAUUACAUCUCAUCAUCAUUUAUGGAAAACAUUUAUUAUGAUUAAUCUUAUGAAGCUAUGCUCAAUCUAGGGGCUUAAAUCUCCAUGUCGUUUUUUUUUAUAUAAUAGAUUCAAUGGUUCUGGAGAGCCCUGAGAUCCUUCGACCAGGCAGAUCGUGCUAAAUUCCUUCAGUUCGUCACCGGUACAAGCAAGGUCCCGUUACAAGGCUUCGCCGCCCUAGAGGGCAUGAAUGGAUUCCAGAAGUUCCAAAUCCACCGAGACGAUCGAUCCACGGACAGGUUACCCUCAGCACACACGUGGUAAGUUUGAACGAUUUGAUUCCUAAUAGUGUUUACUGUUUCAUUUGUAAUAAGUCGCAUUCUUAGUCAACCCUGUCUAAGACGACAACAUGUGGACGUGGUCAUUCUUUCAGAGCUAUGUCUGCUCUUCCAAGAGGCCAAAGAAAACAACUGUAGAACGGCAGAGACCAAGUCUAGGUGACGCUUUAUGAGAGGUGUCUCUCAAAAUAGGCAAUGCAGCGAACUGAGGAAAAUUCAGAUCAUGUUAGUUCUGACUCCAGACUGGACAAAAUUACGUGGGAGUCACGCCAUAUACUGAAUUGACAUCACUUGUAGCAAAACAAGUUUCCCUUGGGCCGGUAAAACGGGCAAUAUGUACAGAUUUUGUGGCAAAGUUUUAUUCGUGGGAGAUAAAACGCGCAACAUCAUUAUUCGACCAGUUUUGCGGCAAUGUCGUAACGCAAGUUGCUCGUUCUUGUUGCCCGUUUCACCUUUUCUUAAUAGAUCUGUGCGUCACAUCCUCGCUCUGUUUUACUCAAUUUGUUUUUUUGUUUCUCUUUCCUUUUUAUAGUUUCAACCAACUUGAUCUACCUGCUUACGAGACCUACGACAAACUACGAUCCAUGUUGAACAAAGCCGUGGACGAGUGUCCGGAAGGCUUUGGUUUGGCUUGAAACAUGCACGGUUCAUCUACUGGAACCAUGAAACUUUCAGGACCAGGACUGGAAACUGCCACAAAGUCCUUUGUUGACAAAAUGCCGUGAAAUUCAGAGGCAUUUUAUUUGUGACCUGACCACGCUAAAAAAAAAUGAAGACAAGACUUAAAGCUCCUAAUAUGUCACAAAGUGCGAAUCGAGAAUUUUUCUAAUUGUUGUUCAAUCGUAAACAGCGUUUUAUAAGACGUGCUGUUUGAAGUACUUCAGUUUUGUUAAGCACUUUGCUGGAAACUGUUCGGAUUUUGUGCUUUGACUAAGAACGUGCACUCUACCUUCUCCCGGACUAGAAGGGUAAUGACAGUCAAUAUGUUAUGUUGUGACUGGAAGAAAUAGACUUAGACUGGACUUGCAGGUCCCAGUUGGAUAACUGAUGCUGUUCUUAUUGCUUUAUUUGGACGGCUAGUUCACUAAUGCCGAUCGUGUGAAAAAAAGUAGCAUAUAGAGAAAUAAUGUCCGUUUACUUUAGAAAUUAAGAGGGCCACAGCAAAACUGUUUGUUGUGAAUUACCUUUAUUCCUUGGAGUCACAUUGCUAAGGCAGAAUGGUUAACAUUUCAUUGGGCAACAGUUUCUACACUAAGCAACCGCUAUCUUCAUGCAAUAACUUUUCUCCUGUAAAAUGCGAGGAAAUGGGAGAAAAUGCCGCUUGUUACAAACGAGGCGUGGAUUUUUGUCGUCACUUGAAAUAUAAGAGGAUGCCUUCAUCAGUUGCCUUAAUAGGUUUGUGUGACGACAAAAGUCUUGGUGUGACACGCAGUGAUUCAGUAUUGUACGGUUAUGAUCUUGAUAUUUUUCAGCCACAAGAAGCGCCUCGCCGUGUUGAAUUAGAGCAGAUUUUGAAACAAUAAAUGGCUUCUAUUUCUGAG